AUGUUACCAAUGCCAACUGAUCAAUUCGUUGACCCUACAAAGAUGAGCCAACCUGACAAGGAAAAUCCAAUUCUUACCCAGACUGGGGAAGAAGUAUCGGAUUACAUGCAUCAACUCGACGGCAAAGGUCAUGCCCUGCUGGAUACCUCCACCGCCUCAGUGAAGUAUGACGAAUACGCUCACAAAUGGAAAGCCCAGGAGUUUCCCACAAUGACGAAUGAUAGCAAUAUUGACUAUUACGACCUCUACCAAGACUGCUUUGAAAUCAGAGAUAGUUUGAUUGCUACCAUCAAUAAGUUCCGAAGUGCACACGGGCAAGAUCUAUUUAUUGAAUCGAAACCAGAGACUCGGGCUGGGGUCCAAGAAGCAGUCCAUCGAUUCCACGACCUGCUUCGAUCUCGAUCAAAUAGUCUAGAUGAGACUAACUCUGCUGAGAGACUGAGAAAAGCAUACGAUAACCCAACCGACGACAGCUUUGAUUUCAUCAGUUUUCUCUCAAAAUAUACGCCAUCUCGAUUUCUCUUGACUUCAGUUUUGUGUGCCGGGUUGAAGACAUUGCUCGCGGCAAUGAGAGUCAACAUGUACCAAGCCUGCCCAUUACGCAAGAUCCUUGAAGAAUUGCCCGGCAUUCUGAAUCGUCCAACUAGUUUCAUCGAGGUACUUGGAGCAGAUGAAGAGUUUCACCGCAAAAUAUCCGCUGUCUACAGCUGUGUGCUGAAAUUAUUACGAGUGUCUUUGAAAUUAUUCGUUGGGUCAACAGACAGCUCAAGGCUGGAGAAGCUUGUUGAUCGUGUGGCGAUGUUAAAGAUGAGGGCAAAGAAGCUACAUAGCUAUGCUUCCAGUGUUUCUUAUCUAAAACUAAAGGAGCUGCAAGUUCUGCAAGAGCGAAACCUAUUCGUGAGUAGUCUAAGCCUCAGGGCACAAGAUGAGCUCAAACAAAGACUUGAUGAAACACUUCAGCGCGUAAUGGCGCUGGAGGGCCUGAAGGAAAUCUUGAUCGACGACAGGAGGAGAGAUCUCGAACAACUCCGGGCUAAGACCCCGGACCGACCUGAACAUGAGGGUGGGGAUGUAGACGAAGCACAAAAAGAGCUCCCAACAAAAGUGACUCAAGAGAGGGCCAUCGACACCGCGGUAGGCAAAUCAUCCGAGAAUGCACCGGAUGAGGGGCCAACCAUACAGCAGAUUCUAGAGUUACUGGAGUAUGAUCCUGCAAUUAUGCCCAGCGACUGCUCCAAGCUGCUGAGGAUUCAGCCAAUGUCAGCGGGCCUAAAAAGCAGCAGGAUGCUAUAUGUGGUUAACAACAUUCGGCUAAGAGCAUGGCUUGAGGUAGAUGAAUCAUCACUUCUGCUCAUCAAUGGCGGCGGAGAUUCUUCCCCUAUCUCGGAGGUCUCGUACAUCACUGCCAGAUUGGCGGAGUCAUUUAUCACGGUUGCACGCCCAGCUAAACAGAUCAUGGCCAUGGCGUACUUCUGUGGCCAACACCGCCAUACAGGAUCAGACGUUUACGCGUCUCCUACGGAGAUGGGCAUGAACCUCCUGUGUCAGCUCAUCGACAAUGGCAAGGAAUUCUUUGCGUCUGAAAUUGUCCUUGACGUUUUAGAUGGAUUAGAGCCAUCUGAAAUGGCUACUAUAUGCAAUUCGAUCGAACGGCUUCUAGCGCUCCUCAGAAACAGCGUAGUAGUUUUCCUUGUUAUUGAAGGCCUCAACUUCUUCUCAUACCCCGCCAGUCGCCAAGCAGAAACUAGGGAGCUACUAGGCCGCCUCAUCUCCAUUCAACGGAGAACAGAAUCAGCCACGAUCAAACUUCUGUUCACGUGCCCGUCUAGGGUCUUAUUCCUGGAGGACAUGAUUGGGAGCUCUGAAAUUAUGACUGUACCUCGGAGCCCACCUGACCUGGGAGUUUGGAAAGACAGCGCGUUCAGCAAACUGUUUGAUGAGGUGUUGAGUGACCCGGAUGAUAGCUCGGACGAUAGUCAAGACGAGUCCAGCGAGUCAACAACAGAAAACUCCUUAAAAUAG
Molecule: messenger RNA, 2022 nt
Organism: Clonostachys solani
Lineage: Eukaryota; Fungi; Ascomycota; Sordariomycetes; Hypocreales; Bionectriaceae
Source: the annotation of a GenBank genome assembly